Messenger RNA from Colletotrichum chrysophilum, 1443 nucleotides. RefSeq lists its product as uncharacterized. Lineage: Eukaryota; Fungi; Ascomycota; Sordariomycetes; Glomerellales; Glomerellaceae. Bases 1 to 1443 code for a protein of 480 amino acids. The transcript is spliced from 3 exons. Gene Ontology annotation, biological process: carbohydrate metabolic process. The record is from RefSeq and is a predicted model, not a curated record.
AUGCGUACCUCCCUCCCCAUCCUCGCUCUCACGAGCAGCCUCGCCCUCACCAACGCAGCCCGCGCCUACUCGGAAUGGCUCGCCUCCUCCUUCAUCGACCGCCAAACCCCCAUCGACGCAGGCUAUGGCCCCGCCGUCCUCUGGGAAGGCAUCGCCCGCGCGGGCGCCCACAUCUCCCCGACCUCGCCCCUUCUCAAAGCCGCCGAGGCCAAGGUCUCGUCGCUCGUCAGCGCGGACGGCACGCUCGACGGCUGGGACCCGGAGUGGUACUCCCUCGACGACAUCCGUAUUGGCAACAACCUGCUGUACUUCUACCAGCGCUCCGGCGACGCGAAGCUCAAGACUGCGGCAGACGGGCUGCGGCAGCAGCUCAAUCGCUGGCCGCGCACGCCGAGCGGCGGGUUCUGGCACCGCGCGCCCAUCUACGAGGACCAGAUGUGGCUGGACGGGAUAUACAUGGCGGACACCUUCUACGCGACGUACGUCAGCCUGUUUGAGAGGGAGAAUGUCACCGCGUGGGAGGAGAUUGCGCUGCAGUUUGACCUGAUUGAGGAGCACUGCCGCAACCACACUAGUAACCUCCUCGUGCACGGGUACGACGAAGCCAGGGACGCGGUGUGGGCGGAUCCCGUCACCGGCGCGAGCCCGCUGGUGUGGAACCGCGCGGUGGGAUGGUACUUCAUGGCGCUCAUCGACACGCUGCAGGUGUACCCUUCGGACCUGCCCGGGUAUGCGCGGCUGCUGGGGUACUUCGUCACGUUGGCGGACGGGCUGGAGCGCAGCCAGGACGCCGGGGGCGGGUGGUGGUUGAUCAUGAACGAGGGGUACGAGACGCGGAAGGGGAAUUACAUUGAGGCGAGCGCGACGGCCAUGUUUUCGUACGGGCUGUUGCGGGGCGUGAGGGCCGGGUUUCUGGAGGAGAAGUAUAAAGCGGUAGGGCUGAAGGCGUAUGAGCUGUUGGUGGAUGAGUUCGUGAGGGAGGACGGGAACGGGACGAUUAGCUUCUUGGGGACGGUACAGGUUGGGAGUUUGAACUCGAAUGCGAGCUUUGAGCCAACGGCGCCGCCGGCUGCGAACCCCGCAAUGACGGCGCAGGAGCCCGGACCCUCGAAGAACCCCGCUGCACCCACCGAGAGCUCUGCCUCCGAGACGGAAAGCAGCUCCCAAGACUCGAGGAACCAGAUCGCAGCGGAGGAACAACAGCAAGGCGUUCGUCGUCGGGAGGGGCGGCAGCGGCAGGUGUACGAGUACCAGCAGGGCGAGGACGGGUCCACCGCGCAGCAGGUUGCGCCGCAGAACGGGCAGCAAGUGCAGAGUAAAAGCAAGGGGGCGCCUUCGGUGCGGCUUGAUAUGGAUCUUGAUGUGGAUAUUGAGUUGAAGGCUAAGAUCCAGGGCGACUUGACGUUAUCGAUACUGGGAGGAAACCAGGAGAGGAAGAAAUGA